Molecule: messenger RNA, 665 nt
Organism: Trichogramma pretiosum
Lineage: Eukaryota; Metazoa; Arthropoda; Insecta; Hymenoptera; Trichogrammatidae
Exons: 3
Coding region: 91-417 (108 amino acids)
Biological process (GO): detection of chemical stimulus involved in sensory perception of smell; sensory perception of smell
Cellular component (GO): plasma membrane
Molecular function (GO): odorant binding; olfactory receptor activity
Source: RefSeq, a predicted model, not a curated record
UAAACAUUGAUCGGACUCAAGACAUUCAAGUUCUAAAAGUUUUCUCGUUCCAUAAUAAUGUUUCAUUUUUAAAAAAAGGUAGUGGUUUUGAUGGAUACAGACUUUACUAGAGCACCAAGGAUGAUAGAUUUAUCUCUGAUCACAACUUUGGUUAUUAUCUUCGCUUGUGCUCCGAGUCAAAUGUUGAAGAAUGCAAGUGAUGAUUUGUUUCUUACGAGCUGCGAACUGAAUUAUCAAAAUUAUCCACCAAAAAUAAGGAAGAUGUUUUUGUUCGUUAUAAUUAGAGUUGAAAAAUCUUUUGCACUGACGGCUGGACCUCAAGUUGAGUUAAAUUUUGAAACUUGCAGUAUUAUUAUUAAAACCUCAUUUUCAUAUGCAGCAGCUUUUAGAUCAGUCUACACGUCCCAUAAUAAUUAAACUUUUAUUUCAUGAUUAUUUCAUGAUUAAUGAUUAAUUCAAGUGGACUUUCGAUUCUGAGCCUAAUGUUUACUCAAUAAGUAUCUUGUACUAUUUUGAACCUUUACAGAAUUAUAAUUUUUUUCGAAUUAUAAAUAAUUUUAUUUCCGAUCGAGUAGUUCGAAAUCCCAAAUCUCGAUAUUUUUGUCUUUUUGGCACUAAAGUGUAAAGUUGAAAAUUCCUUAUUUUUAGCAAAAAUAGAACGAUUG